AUUUGUACAGUCUUCAGUACCCUGCUUUCCUUGCGCCGACCAAAGAAACUGGGGGAAAAAAAUCUGCAUUAUUUGCGGCGCCGCUACGAUGUGAUUCCGUGUGUGUAUGUCUGCGUGUUUCUGUGAGUAUAUGUCAACGUACAGUACAAACGGGAGACAGAAAGAGUGGAAAGGAGAGGGAGAAAGAAAAGGGACACGCAUCGCUGGAUAUCAUAGGUUUUUAACAUACCCACUGGCCCCCAGCUUAGUUCUUCUCAUGGCUAGCGGGAAGAUAUGGAUGGCAUAAAACAGCGAAAAUGAAAACGCGAACUCACAAAGAAUCGAUGCCCAUGCGCAGUGGGCGGAGACGGGGGGGCAGCGAGGAGAGGAGGGGUAGACGCCCUCACCCCAGCCCCUCUCGUGCCGAACGAAGCGACAGGCAAACGAGAGCCUCUGGAGAGGAGUUGGCUGGAGGACGCGUCAAUCGCCGAACGCAAGGCCAUGACUCUUCAGAGAGCGAAGGAGAGGGACUCGUGCCGCCACCUAAACGACAGAAGGCCCAAGAUUCUUCUUCCUCUAUUCCCCCUCCUUCUUCUCAUCCGGCCGACACCUCUACCACCGUUCCGCCGCCACCCUCGGGUGCCAGCCAAUCACGCGAGAGUGAUAACGAAGAUGGCCAAUCACAGGGCAGCCGAAGCUCGGUUGGCGGGAGCUUGGCGAAUAGCAGCAGCAGCUUGAGCAGUGGGCGGGACAUCGACCAGGACAACCGUUCUUCCUCACCCAGCCUCUCUGCGUCCCCUCUGGCCAGUUUGGAUUCGGAAUCUGACUCCCCCGACUCACCAAAACAGGGAGAGAGGGACAGAGACAGGGGGAGGGAGGCAGGACAGACGAAAUCAGGAGGGGAUGACAGGACGACCUCUGGAAGAGGGGAAGAGUCCGGAGCAGGGGAAAGGAGAGACGGGGAUGUGGUGAUGGAGGACAGUCCUGUUCUCAAGCCUUCCUCCUCUCUGCCUCCCUCCAUUCGUGGAACGGGCGAUUCGGCAAGCGAGAGUGGCAACCGGAAGUCCUACUUUUCCCUGGAGUCCAAACUUGCAAGCAAGAUGGACUACCCGAACGCCGACGGCGCGCACAGUGGCAAUCGAAUGAACUCCAAAGCCGGCACUCAGUGUGUGUCAAAGGGCAUGGCCAGUGGGGCAGAAUACCCCCACCCCAACCCCAGCGCCCCACACCCGCCGUCCCUGCCUCCGCCCCCUGCCCUCAAGCCUCUGGAGCUGGGACAAAACCUGCAGACGGACUCCAAGGCGGACAAAAUGGAAAGGGCCGAGAAAGUUGACAAAACAGCCCCGCCUUCUCUGCUGCCCCAGAUCACUCCCCUGCCCCAGCCGGCGCCCCCGCCCCACCCUCACCACUACAGUCCCACCGGAUGGUCGGGGGGCGCAGGCCCCGGCACCGCCGGGAGCUGGGGCUUCUCCCGUUACCCGGGCAACCAUCACCCGCAACAGCAACAUCCCCCGGUGCAGCAGCAGCAGUUGCCCUCCGUCUACAAUCCCCCCGCCUCUCGACACCUGUCCCACCCUCCGUACCUGCCCCACCCCCACAGAGAGUACCUCCCCAGGUACGCGGCAGGGGAGCGGGAGAGGGGGGUUGAGAGGGAGAGGGGCGGAGUGAGGGACUUUGGGGGAAGAGAUAUCAGUAGGGAGUUCUCAGUCAGCCUCAGCGGCGGUAGCAGUAGCAGCGCUAGCAUUAGCAGCAGUAGCGGGAGCACUUGCGGUCCGAACGGGAACCAGGGAAGGGACUUUGGGAAUCUGUCAGUGGGUCAGGGCCGUGAGUAUACCGGGCUGGGCUCACAGGGUUCUGGCCGGGAGGGUUCUGGGCCCGGGCAGGGAGGGCGUGACUUUGCGUCAGGUUUUACGUCCAGAGAGAGAGACAGAGAAAGGGACAGGGAACCAGGGAGGGAGUUCACCCUGCAGAACCAGAACCAGAACCAAACCCAGAACCGGGACUUUGGUUCUGGUGGAGGCGGACACCCUAAGGAGAAGGAGGGCAGAUGGGGGGAGUUUGCAGGGCAGCUGAGAGAGGCAGGGGCCAAUAGCAACGCCAGCAAUAAUGCCACCUCCUCCGCUAAUGCCGUGACCCCAGCGGGUGGCUUGCCUGCCACCCCGCUGCUUAACCGUGACAACCGCGAGGCCCCAACUUCACCCCCGAACAGCACCCCCAGCCACCCUCCUCCACCUUCCCUGGCCCCCCUCUGCCAGCCACAGGCCUCCUCCAACAGAGACUACCCCCCCUCCAUGGAGUUCACUCUGCAGCAGCAGCAGCAAGCGUCGAUGCAGUCCUCCCAGGGUUCUUCCUCUUCUGGCUCGGACACUCUCGGCUCUCACUUUCUGAGGGAAUACCCCCCACCGGGGGCGAAAGAGUACCCCCCAGCCGUGCCUCCCUCCUCUGUCCCCCUUCCGGCCGGGCCCAGAGAGUACCCCAGCCCCACAAGCGCAGGAGGGGGGCUCAGCCGGGAUUAUCCUGGAGGGUCGCAGUUAGGCCUCGCUUCCCACCCACACUACCCCGGGCAGGCGGCCCCGCCGGGGGGCAGAGAGAGGGACCGGGAGCGCGAGCGUGACGGCGGCUCAUCGGCUCUGUUCGCCCGCACCGGCCAGCCCCCGUCCCUCUCCCCCUCCUCCUGUCACCCUCGCCCCCCUUCCGCCCCCUAUCCCGCGCCUCCGCCGCCUCCUCUCCCACCCCCUGCCUCCCUCGCCCAGCCCCUCCCGCCCUCCAACCUCGGGGCCAACCACGCGCGGCCGGGACCGUACCAUUCUUCCAAUCAGACGCUGACUCCUCCCACUCCCCUGUCCCCUCUCCCCAGCCCCUCGGCCAAUCAGAUGCCGGGAUUCUCCUCCGCGGCGAACGCCCCUCUCCCGGCGUCGGGCACGGCCGCCGUGUGCGGUGCCGGUUUCAGGCCCUCCCCCUACCAUGGCAACUUAAGUGGCCACGCCCCGUUUAAUGCUUCCUAUCACACCAACGGCAACAGCCUGAACAAUCUGCCCAAUAACGGCAGCAGCAGCAGCAGUGGCUCCAACCACAGCGCCACCGCUGGCAAUAACAGCAGCAACGCUCACGCUCACUCGCUCUCGCCCCAAAACAAUGGCAGCGCGUCAAAACUGCAUCCAACUGUCGGAAACCCUGGAAGUGCUGUUUCGGCCCCUCCCUCCGGCGCCGCUCUUCCAGGAGACGGGCUCACCGAUUCGUCCACGGCUCCGCCGCCGCCGCCCGUCAUCAAGGAGGAGCCAAUGGAGGAGCGGGAGGAAACGGACAGCCCGCCUCCUCCCCUGAGAAGUCCCUCGCCGGAGCCGAAGCCGGUGGAUAUCCCCAUCCAUGCCAGCCAAUCAGCACGGUUCCACAGGGUGCUGGACCGGGGCAACGGGAACUCCUGCGCCCGCAGCGACGUCCUGUUCGUGCCCCUGGACGGCUCCAAGCUCUGGAAGAAGAGGAACGAGGCCAUCGAGCGCGCCAGGAGGGAGGUGGAGCAGAGAGCCAGGGACCUGCGGGAGAAGGAGAGGGAGCGGGAGAGGGAGAAGGAGAGGGAGAGGGAGAGAGAGGUGGAAAGGCACCUGCAGAAGGACAACAGCGGUGGCUCCGGCGGGGGAGUGGGCGGAGGGGGCCGGCCCGCCCCCUCCCUCUUCUUCCCCCCUUCCUCCUCCAUCCUCCUGGACCCGUCCUCCUCCUCCUCGGCCGGCAACCCGGCGUCCCACCCCCCGCCCCACGCCCACCACCACCACCCCUCCCACCACCCCCACCACGCGCACUCCCUGCACCCCGGCCACCACCUGCACCCCUCGCUCUCGCACUCCCUGCUCUUGCCCGCCAUGGCGGGCGGGGGCGCGCCCAUGGGGGCCCCCCAGGGAGCCCUGGGGGUGGGGUUAGGGGCCCCGUACCUGGGCCCGGACACGCCGGCGCUGAGGACGCUCAGCGAGUACGCCCGGCCGCACGCCAUGUCCCCGCUGAGCGCGGCCGGCAGGGUCCAAGGCCACCACCCCCACCUGCACCCGCACGCCCACCCGCACGCCCACCACCACGUGCACCCCUCCUUCUUCCUGCCCCAGUUCCAAAACCCCGCGCUGGCCCACCCGCACCACCUGCCCGCGGACGCCGCCACCGCGGCGGCCAUUUUGGGCUUCCUGUACGGGGGAGGGCUGGAAGGGGGCCCGGGAAUGGGGGCUCACGGCAUGGCCGGCCCCGGGCACGGAGGGAUGGGGGGCAGCCUCGGCGGGGUGGGCUUUCCUCACGCGGUGGCGCACAGGGACCGCGUGAAACCAGGGUUCGAGUUUAAGAGCGAGGAGCGGGUGUACCAGCCCAGCACCAUCACAGACCCGGCUCUCUCCCUGUCCCACUCCCACUCUCACUCCCUGCUCCUGGGCGGAGCUGCGGGCGGGGCCGCCGAGGUGUCUCUGUACGGGACCCCGCCCCCGCCCGCCCCUCCCCCGCCCCCUCUCCAAAACCCCGGCCUCGCUCCAGCAAACCGCAACCCUAACCCAGCCCCUCAGUCCCUGUCUGCCCCUCCCCCUUCCUCCCUCCUCCCGCCCUCCCACCCAGCCCCUGCCGUGGCCCCCACCCCCCCUGCCCCGGCUCCUCCCCCCGCGCCCCCUCCUGCUCCGCCCCCGGCCGCCAACCCGGCCUCCUCCCUCCAUCACUCCUCCACGCACUCCUCUUUCCCCCACUCCCUCGCUUCUCACCCCCAGCCCGCCCCGGCUCCGGCCGCUCCCCCCGAAAACUACCCCCCUCAGACCCGCUCCCCGGGCGUGGCAGAGAGAGAGAGGAGCGGAGAGAGGGAGCGGGAGAGGGCAGCGCCUCCCACCGGAGAGAGGGAGAGAGAGAGGGAGAGAGAGAGAGGAGGAGGAGGAGGAGGAGGAGGGGGGGAGUCCCUGGGGAGACUCCAGAUGCUGAACGUGACACCUCAUCACCACCAGCACUCCCACAUUCACUCCCACCUCCACCUGCACCAGCAAGACACAGCAGCGGGCGGGGUGCACCCCCUGAUGGACCCCCUGGCGUCUGGGUCCCCCCUCGCUCGCCUGCCCUAUCCGGGGGCCGCCCUGGGGCCCCCCAUCCUGGCACACCCCCUCACUGACAGUGAGGUUCUCCGCCAGCAGCUCUUUGGGGCCCCGUUCCGGGAGCUGCCACAGCCCUCCUCCCUGUCAGGCCCCAUGUCUGCGGCCCACCAGCUCCAGGCCAUGCAGCAGGCCCAGAACGCCGAGAUCCAGAUCCAGAGACUGGCUCUGGAGCAGCAGUGGAUCCAUCACCACCACCACCACUCCCUCACACAGGACGAGUACUACAGUCACCUGAAGAAAGAGAGCGACAAGACGCUGUGAGGGGGCCGAGAGACAGAGAGAGAGAGCGAGAGAGAGAGAGAGAGAGGACAAACGCAGCCGUGGGUGAAUGAAAAACGAAGCGAUAACCGAAGGAGGCCGAAUAUUGUAAACUGACCGGCUGAAUGAAGGGGCGCGCUGAGAGCCAGACGCAGGCGCAGAGACUACGGCCCCCGAAAAAAAAAAAGGGGGGGGGCCACAAACACAAAUCCCUUUCACCCCCCCGGGGGGACUCUCAACCUUCUCCAAACGCACCGCCGCCACUUGUUUUUUCUCUUUCCGUUCGAUACCGGCGUCACGGGCACGCACACGUCUGGAGCCCCGCGCUCGAGGCACGCGGUGCUCCUCUUCGCCGGGCGACCCGACAGUUUCGGGGCGAUGAUGGAGCUCCGGCGGAGUGCAGCCCGUUAGAUCAUCUCCAAUUGGGCUCACAGGGAAAUCCUGCACACAACCACAAACAACAGAAAUGAGGCUGACAGCAAAGUGCCAUCUGAGGGAGCCAUUUUAACUCGCAGUUCGGAUGUGAGGAUGGAGGCAGGCUGUUUUCUUUUACAACUCUGUGGUAGAAAAAAAAACUCAAGGGAGGGGACAAAAUGGUCAUUAUCUAGCACUUUUCAGUUACAGAUUUUAUUGUGGUAAGGAAAUGGAUGACCCACUGACUGAAUAAUCAUUUUAAAUCAAGCAAUUUCUUCAGUUUAACUUGCCUUUGAGGGAACAGCACAUGAUGCGAAAUGAAGGGGCUUUUAACACAGUAGUGUGUGUAAUAUGUGAUUGAUUGUUUCUUGCUCUGGGACAUUGAGCUAAUACACUUAGAACUACAGUGUAUACCCUGUAAUAUAUUCUGUACAUUUGCUGGAGGCCACAAUAUAGUGUGUGUACUAUAUAUUAAGCCAGAAGGACUGUAAAUAAGGUUUUAUGUCAUUGCAUGUAGCUAGAUGCUGAAUCUUAACUGGUGGGACUUUUUCUUCUUUUUAGUAAUCUCCACUCCAAUUGGUGGAAAUUUUACGAGCAUGCAUGAGGCCUAUGAUUUUGUGUCAUAUUAUAAUUGUUAUUAUUAAUCGUAUUAUUCUUAAUGUCGUUUGUUUGUUAAUAAUUAUAUUAUUAUAUAUACAUAUUAUUUUGUAUUAUUUUUUUACAUUUUCAUGGUAUGAUCAGUUUUAUUUUGAAUUUUGAAUUUUCCCUGUGAACAAAGAAAUGCAAAUGAAAGAAAAAAGAGUCUUAAAAUAAAUGAAAUGUCUUUUUUUCUAAAUACAAA
Molecule: messenger RNA, 6594 nt
Organism: Conger conger (European conger)
Lineage: Eukaryota; Metazoa; Chordata; Actinopteri; Anguilliformes; Congridae
Gene: atn1
Product: atrophin 1
Exons: 10
Coding region: 297-5342 (1681 amino acids)
Cellular component (GO): nucleus
Molecular function (GO): transcription corepressor activity
Source: RefSeq, a predicted model, not a curated record